Messenger RNA from Homo sapiens (human), 18354 nucleotides. It is a transcript of the gene INO80D, whose product is annotated as INO80 complex subunit D. Gene Ontology annotation, biological process: regulation of DNA repair; positive regulation of DNA repair; positive regulation of telomere maintenance in response to DNA damage. The record is from RefSeq and is a predicted model, not a curated record. Lineage: Eukaryota; Metazoa; Chordata; Mammalia; Primates; Hominidae. Gene Ontology annotation, cellular component: nucleus. The transcript is spliced from 11 exons. Bases 4939 to 7707 code for a protein of 922 amino acids.
GCCACUGCAAUCCAGCCUGGCAACAAAGUGAGACCCUGUCCUCAAAAUAAAAAAUAAAUAAAAAUAAAACACAACACAGUGCCUCAAAAGUUGGGAACAGAAGUACGGGCAAAGACUCAAUUGAUAAAUUCAAACCAAAAAAGCAAUAGUUCAAAUAUUUGUGUAAGACAAGGUUGAAUUCAUCACAAAAUGCUCAGUUGAGUUGCAUUUUUUUUUUGAAACAGGGUUUCCCUCUGUUGCCCAGGCUGGAGUGCAGUGGCACGAUCUCGGCACACUGCAACUUCACAUCCUUCCAUCCCUGCCCUCAGAUUUCUUUCUAUGAUUUGUAAAAUGCUCUCAUACCUACAGACAUGUAGAUUGCUCUUUUUUCUUGAUGUUCGUAUAGGUUUCUUUGAACUAAUUUGUGAAAGAUACGUGUGUGUUUGGCUUGUGGGUGAGUAGAGAAAAGAUGGUGAAAAAUGAAAAAUGGCAUGGAUUUGCUUUGAAAUAUUUCCUGUCCCAAACAUCCAGGGCAGCUAAAUUUAAAUGUUUAUGUUUUAUAAUUUUCAAAUUAAAAAAUUUUAAUGGACACAAAAUAAUUGUACAUAUUUGUGGGGUAUAUAGUGAUGUUUUGAUUCAUAUAAUGUAUAGUAAUCAGCAGGGUAAUUAGAACAGCCAUCAUCUCAAGCAUCAUUUUUUUGUGUAUUGGAAACAUUCAAUAUCCUCCUUCUAGCUAUUCAAAACUGUAUAAUAAUUAUUGUUAACUAUAGCCAUCCUACAGUGCUAUAGAACACUAGGGCUUAUUCCUCCCAUCUAGCCAUAAUUUUGUAUCCUUUAACAAAUCUCUCCAUAUUCUCUUCUUUCCCCUACCUUUCCCAGUCUUUGUCUUGUAGCCUCUAGCCUCUGUUCUACUUUUUACUUCUUUUUUUUUUUUUGGAGACGGUUGCACUCUGUUGCCCGGGCUGGAGUGCAGUGGUGCGAUCUUGGCUCACUGCAACCUCCGCCUCCUGGGUUGAAGCGAUUCUCCUGCCUUAGCCUCCCAAGUAGCUGGGAUUACAGGCCCCCACCACCAUGCCCGGCUACUUUUGUAUUUUUAGUAGAGACAGGAUUUCACCAUGUUGGCCAGGCUGGUCUCGAAUUCCUAAGCUCAAAUGUUCCACCUGCCUUGGCCUCCCAAAGUGCUGGGAUUAUAGGCAUGAACCACUGCGCCCAGCCUACUUUUAGCUUCUAUGAGAUCAACUUUUUUAUGUGACUACAUGAGUGAAAACAUGUAUGUUUAAUUUUCCAUACCUUAUUUAUUUCACUUAAGAUAAUGUCUUCUAGUUCUAUCCAUAUUGCUGUGAAUAAGAGAAUUUCUUUUUCUUUUUUUUUUUUUUGUGAUGGAGUCUUGCUCUGUCACCCAGGCUGGAGUGCAGUAGUGCGAUCUCGGCUCACUGCAACCACUGCCUCCUGGCUUCAAGUGAUUCUCCUGCCUCAGCCUCCCGAGUAGCUGGGAUUACAGGUGUGUGCCACCACACUGAACUAAUUUUUGUAUUUUUUGUAGAGAAGGGUUUUGCCAUGUUGGCCGUGUUGGUCUUGAACUCCUGACCUCAGGUAAUCUGCCUACCUUGGCCUCCCAAAGUGCUAGGAUUACAGGUGUGAGCCACCACGCCUGGUGCCCAAGAAUUUCAUUCUUUUUAAUGGCUGAAUAGUAUUCCAUUGUGUAUAUAUACCACAUUUUCUUUAUCCAUUCAUCUGUUGUGGGACACCUAGUUUGAUUCCAUAUCUUGGGUAUCAUCAAUAGUGCUUUGAUAAACAUGGGAGUGCAGAUAUCUCUUUGAUGUAUUAUUUCCUUUUCUUUGGAAAAAUGCCUAGUAGUGGGUAGUUCUAUUUGUAGCUCUUUGAGGAACCUUCAUACUGUUAUUUUAUUUGUUUAUUUUUUUUUUGAGACAUCGUCUCGCUCCAUCACAGGCUGGAGUGCAGUGUUGCGAUCUCAGCUCACUGCAGCCUUGACCUCCUGGGUUCAGGCGAUCCUCCUGCCUCAGCCUUGAGUAGCUGAGACUACAGGCGCAUGCCAACAAGCCCAGCUAAUUUUUGUAUUUUUAGGAGAAACAGGAUUUUGCCAUGUUGACCAGGCUGGUCCUGAACUCCUGACCUCAAGUGAUCCACCUGCCCUGGCCUCCCAAAGUGCUGGGAUUACAGGCGUGAGCCACUGCGCCCGGCCCAUGCUGUUCUUUAUAGUGGCUAUACUGGUUCACAUUCCCAAACAGCGUACAAGAGUUCCCUUUUUGCUGCUUCCUCACCAGCAUUUGUUAUUUUUUGUCUGUUUGAUAAUAGCCAUCCUAAGUGGGGUAAGAGGAUACCUUACCCCAAUUUUGAUUUGUAUUUCCCUGACGAUUAGUGAUGUUCAGCAUUUUUUCCAAAUAUUUGUUAGCCAUUUGUAUGCCUUCUUUUGAGAAAUGUCUGUUCAAAUCAUUUGCCCAUUUAAAAAUUGAAUUGGUUGUAUUUUUUUCUUUUGAGAUGUUUGUUUCUUAUAUAUAUACUGGAUGUUAAUCCCUUGUUGGUUCAAUAGUUUGCAAAUAUUUUCUCCCAUUCCGUAGGUUGUCUUUUUGUGCUGUUGGUUGUUCCUUUGCUGUGCAGAAGCUUUUUAGUUUAAUAUAAUCCCAUUUGUUUAUUUUUACCUUAUUGUCUGUACUUUUCAGAUCUUUUUUUCUCUCUUUCUUUUCUUUUUUUGAGACAGAGUCUCACUCUGUUGCCCAGACUGGAGUGCAGUGGCGUGAUCUCGGCUCACUGCAACCUCUGCCCCCAGGUUCAAGUGAUUCUCCUGCCUCAGCCUCCCCAGUAGCUGGGAUUACAGGCAUGCAUGACCAUGCCUAGCUGAUUUUUGUAUUUUUUAGUAGAGACAGGGUUUCACCUUGUUAGUCAGGCUGGUCUCGAGCUCCUGACCUCAUGAUCCGCCUGCCUCGGCCUCCCAAAGUGCUGGGAUUACAGGCAUGAGCCACCGUGCCCACCCUGUACUUUUCAGAUCUUAACUCAUAAACCCUUUCCCCACAUCAGUGUCCCCUGUGUUUUCUUCUAAUAGUUUUAUAGUUUCAAGUCUUACAAUUAGGUCUUUGAUCCAUUUUAAGUUGAUUUUCGUAUGGGGUGAAAGGUGGGGGUCUAGUUUCAUUCUUCUGCAUGUGGAUAUCCAGUUUCUUAGCACCUAAAUUUAAAUUUCUAGUCCAACUUUUUUUUCUUACAUUCUCAUAAGGUGAAAAGAGAAAGCUCUUAUUUUUUACAUUAAUGUGUGAUUAAUUUACUUAGUAAUGAAUGUGAUUUUUUUUCCCUCCAGAAGAGAAAAUAUGAUUUUUAUUAACUAAGUUAAUAUUUUGAGUUUUUUUUUUUCCUACUACAGUAAGUGAAGUAUGUCUUGAGAAGACUACAAAUUCUCUACUUUCAUUACUGGCAGGUGGAAUGUAGUCUUGUAUUACAAGAAUGAACACUUGUGAAUAGUAAUUUGUUUCUCUAGUAUUUACCAUAUACUAGGGAUGAUACUUAGUAUGUUGGAUGCUUUGUAUCAUUUGAUCAUUCCAGUAUCCUGAUAACAUAGCUACUAUUAUUAUCCCUGUUUUACAGAUGAGAAAACUGACAUUCAAAUAGGUUAAAUGAUUUGUUCAAGGUAACACAGCAAGUGGCAGAUUUUGGACUUGAACAACCGUGUCUUCUGACACCUCCAGCAUUUAUGUAUCUUGUCAUUUACUGGUAAAACAGAGAGUAUUUCUGGACUUUUUCAGUAGCUGAUAUCUGAGCUGUUCCAUCAGCCAUCUUGAUGGCUGGAAGUGUGGAAGAGGAUGGGUGAGACUCCAUCAGCUCACUAAGAUCCUGACUUGGCAAAAUAGAUUCAGUUUCAUGAUAGACUAGAUGGUGUUGUAAUAUAUAAAUCCUACCACUGGGCCUUUUGCGUGUAGAUUGGUAGUGAGUAUUGUGUAAUUCCCUCCUUCCAUUUUCUCACUGACUCUGAAAAGACUCAUAAGCCACGAUUAUUUUACUAUUUAGUGUGACUGGAAGCACCAUGUGGUGCAGAACUUUGAAAUGAAUGAUAUAAGUGUGGUCAGCUGACUAGUCUUUGGGCCUGAGAAGUUUAUUGUGAUUGGAUGGGAUAGGUGUGGGGAAAUAUUAUAAGGGAAAGAACAUUUUUUAAUGACAGAAAUUUAAAUACAAAAUUUAUUUUGUAUUUCAUAGAAAAAUUUAUAAAUUGCCAAAUAUUUUACCAUCAUAUCAAAAGAAGUAGAAUUUCUGAGAGAAGUUUUAGGUCUACCAUUUAUUCUGCUGGCAUUGUAAAGGGAUGUGGGUUCUGAAAAUGAGUAUAGCAUGCAAACAUCAGUAAUGAAAAAGAGACCUGCUACCUGUGACAUUCAUUUGGUGGAAGAGUUUUGCUGCUUUGAGGUAUUUAUAGAACUUAACCAGAGCAAAUGUUAUUUAGUUCAAUUUGGGGGGAUAAGGUAACUUACUUUUUUUUUGUUUUGUUUUUGAGACAGAUCUUCACUCUCACCCAGGCUGGAGUCCAGAGGUGUGAUCUCGGCUCACUGCAACCUCUGUCUUCCGGGUUCAAGUGAUUCUCCUGCCUCAGCCUCCCAAGUGGCUGGGAUUACAGACAAUCUGCUUCAUCCUGAUUCUGCGGCAUUCCAAACUGUGGUAUCCUUGGGGGUUCUCUUAACAUUGCUAUGGUGCAGAAGAUUUAAAAUCAGCCCCAAACUGUGCAAGCAGAGGCGACUCAACGGCUACGCCUUCUGUAUCAGACACGUUCUGGAGGACAAGACUGCCCCCUUCAAGCAAUGUGAAUAUGUGGCCAAGUAUAACAGCCAACGCUGCACCAACCCCAUCCCCAAAUCAGAGGAUCGUAGGUACUGCAACAGCCACUUGCAGGUACUUGGCUUUAUCCCGAAAAAAGAGAGGAAGAAAAAGAAUGAUCCUAUAGAUGAGGUGAAGGUCAGGCACCAGAUGGAUACCAUGGCCUUUAGCCUGACAGUGCCCACGUUGGCCUUGAAGAUGCCCAACGGACUGGAUGGAAUGUCCCUCUCUCCACCUGGGGCAAGGGUCCCUCUCCACUACCUGGAAACCGAAUUGGAAGACCCAUUUGCUUUCAAUGAGGAAGAUGAUGACCUAAAGAAAGGGGCAACUGUGAGAAAGAAGUUGCAGAGCAAGUUGGCCCAGAAUCGGCAGCGCCAGAGAGAGACAGAGAUUUUAAAAGUUCGACAAGAGCACUUUAGUCCCCCUCCUGCACCUUCACAGCAGCAGCCUCCGCAGCAGCACUCCCACCUGUCACCUUUAUCUACUUCUUUAAAACCUCCAGCGCCACCGCAGGGUUCAGUCUGCAAGUCACCUCAACCUCAGAACACCAGCCUACCAAUGCAGGGAGUGGCACCCACCACACACACUAUAGCACAAGCACGGCAGUUGUCUCACAAGAGGCCUCUGCCCCUCCUGCCAUCCAGUAGGGCUCCCACUGUGGACCCACCCAGGACUGACCGGAUCCUCAUGAAAGCCACAGCCUUCUCUCCACACUUCUCAUGUAUAAGCCGACUGCAGAGACUGGUGAAACUGUGCACCCAGAAACAUCAGUUGGACACUGAUCUGUUUCCCCAUUUAGGUUUGGACUGGUCUGAAGAGAGCGGAGAGGAACCAGAGGACUCAGAGCAGGCCUCGCCCUACCAGGUUGCAUGGUCCAUCCGGGAAACCCUCAGAUAUCAAAGACAUGCGUCAGAUGAUGAUGAUGCGGAGAGUAGGAGCUCCAGGGUGACUCAACUUUGCACUUACUUUCAGCAGAAAUAUAAGCACCUCUGCCGCCUGGAGCGGGCAGAAUCUCGUCAAAAGAAAUGCCGGCAUACGUUUAGGAAAGCUUUGCUGCAGGCGGCCAGUAAAGAACCAGAAUGCACUGGUCAGUUAAUACAAGAACUGCGGAGAGCUGCAUGCAGUCGAACCAGCAUAAGCCGGACCAAGCUGAGGGAGGUGGAACCAGCAGCAUGCAGUGGAACCGUGAAGGGUGAACAGUGCGCUAACAAAGCCCUUCCAUUCACCAGACAUUGUUUCCAACAUAUCCUCUUGAACCACUCUCAGCAGCUCUUCUCAAGUUGCACAGCCAAGUUUGCAGAUGGACAGCAGUGCUCUGUGCCAGUUUUUGACAUUACACAUCAGACACCUCUGUGUGAAGAACAUGCCAAAAAAAUGGAUAAUUUCUUGAGAGGAGAUAACUCCCGUAAAGUUCAGCACCAGCAGCAGAGGAAACCCAGGAAAAAAACCAAGCCUCCUGCACUAACCAAAAAACACAAGAAGAAGAGAAGGCGUGGACCUCGUCGACCCCAAAAACCCAUUCCACCUGCAGUCCCCCAAGGGAACCUCAGCAUGCCCGCCAGCGUCUCACUGCCAGUGGAGGCCUCUCACAUCCGGAGCCCAUCCACGCCAGAGCUGAGUGCUGAUGAGUUGCCGGAUGACAUUGCCAAUGAGAUCACUGACAUUCCACAUGACUUGGAAUUGAACCAGGAGGACUUUUCAGAUGUCCUGCCACGGCUACCUGAUGACUUACAAGAUUUUGAUUUUUUUGAAGGGAAGAAUGGAGACCUCCUCCCAACUACCGAAGAGGCUGAGGAGCUUGAACGGGCCUUGCAGGCUGUAACUUCUCUCGAGUGCCUGAGUACCAUUGGGGUCCUUGCCCAGUCAGAUGGUGUGCCAGUCCAGGAGUUGUCAGAUAGAGGAAUAGGGGUGUUCUCCACAGGUACUGGAGCUUCAGGAAUACAAUCCUUGAGCCGAGAGGUGAACACAGACCUAGGGGAGCUAUUGAAUGGGCGUAUAGUACAUGAUAAUUUUUCUAGUCUAGAGCUGGAUGAGAACCUGCUCCGUUCUGCUACCUUGUCAAACCCACCUACACCCCUGGCAGGGCAGAUCCAGGGGCAGUUCUCUGCCCCAGCCAACGUUGGCCUUACUUCUGCCACUCUGAUCAGCCAGAGUGCACUUGGGGAGAGAGCCUUCCCAGGACAGUUUCAUGGACUUCAUGACGGCAGCCAUGCCUCCCAGAGGCCACAUCCUGCCCAGCUGCUGAGCAAGGCAGAUGACCUAAUCACCUCACGACAGCAAUACAGCAGUGAUCACUCACACUCCUCACCCCAUGGAAGCCAUUAUGAUAGUGAGCAUGUGCCGUCUCCCUACAGUGACCAUAUCACCUCUCCCCACACAACAUCGUACUCUGGUGAUAAUAUGGCAGCUACCUUUUCAGCAGAGAUGCCCAUCAUGGCGCAGCACUUGCUCCCAACCCAACUUGAGGUGCCACUUGGAGGCGUGGUAAACCCCAGAACUCACUGGGGCAAUCUCCCUGUCAACCUUGGAGACCCCUCUCCAUUUAGCAACCUUCUCGGCGCAGAUGGACAUCUUCUUUCCACUUCCCUAUCCACGCCACCCACCACUUCGAACUCAGAGACCACACAGCCUGCCUUCGCCACCGUGACCCCCAGCAGCUCCAGUGUGCUUCCGGGGUUACCACAGACCAGCUUCAGUGGCAUGGGGCCUUCUGCUGAACUAAUGGCCUCCACCUCUCCCAAGCAGCAACUCCCUCAGUUCAGCGCAGCCUUUGGCCACCAGCUGAGUUCUCACAGUGGCAUUCCUAAGGACCUGCAGCCCAGCCACAGCUCUAUAGCCCCUCCUACAGGCUUCACAGUAACAGGUGCCACAGCUACAAGUACCAAUAAUGCAUCUUCUCCCUUUCCCUCCCCUAACUGAGGGUGUCUGUGUGUUUGCAGGCAGGUGGGGAACCCAGUGUUUUCUAUCUUUGUUUCCUCUUUAGCACCCCUCUCCCCUUUUCCUAAAGAAGAUAUAACAGAUGGGGAUCAGAGGGGCACCCCCCUUCCCAGUUCAAUGAGUGGCCCUGCAGUGGACCUCGCUACAGUGUUCACAUGUGCUCCUUAGCACUGGUGCUCAUUCCCUCCUGGCAGGCCCACUCCGCCCCAGUGGUUUCCUUAGUGGUUCAGCACAGUGACUGGAUAGGAUUGAUUUUUAGCAGCAAGUCCUAGAAGUGGAAGAUACCUCAGAAUACCAGUGCCCUUUACUAUUUCCUAGUAUUCAGAUCAGUGCUUUCCAUUCUGUUGCCAGGUUUUUACAUAGGUGGUUCUAGAUAGAAUGAUCUUAUUAAUUGAGUUCCUGUAUAAGAGACAGCAAAUGGUGUGUGGCAGGUCAAGAUUCUGACCUAGCACCAACUGCUAAACACCACAGUGAGGCCAGGAUUCCAUUCGUAAUUGUGAUCAUGUUUAACUAAAAGAAAAAAAUGUGUCUUUUGACUGCCUGUGAGUAUGCGUGUGCCCACGCGUGUGUUUUUGUGCAGUGCAGGAAGCAGCUGUCCCAUUAGUUUGAUUUUUUUUUGUUCUCCCCUUCCCCCUACUUAAUGAGUAUAAAACUCUUACUUUUCUCCUGUCCUACAUCUCACAGUCCUAAUAAGGUUGGUCCUUCUUUUCCUCAAGUUUCCUGAAUAGGGAGGGUGGUGGACUGGUCGUGUGAGUAGCACAACCUUUUUCUGCUAAAAGUUAGCCCAAGAAGAAACAGAACAUAGAAAGCUUGGAUUCCCGUCAGUGAGGUAGGGAUGUCCUAAAAAGCUUGCCUGGGAUGACUGCAGGCUGCCGGGGUUCUGGGGCCUGAUGGUCACUUUGUCUUUUCAGACAUUUGUUUGUUUCUAAAUCCCUCUCUCAUGGAAUACAUUUGCAAGAUGUAAUUAAAGAAAAUAUUUUGAUGUGAAAAAGCAGGAUAGGUCAGAUAGAUUUGAAAAGAUGGGAUCUGUCAACUCCUUGAUCCAUCUUUUGCUUUUGAAUUUUUCAUGUUUACAGUAGUGAUUCUUUGGUAAGAUUUGUAAAAUGUUAAGACACUUGUAGAAUCAGUGUACCAGUUGUGAAGUGAUGUGUAAUAUCUGAAGGAUACACAUUUUAAAGUUUCUUUCAAAGCAGAAUAUGGAAAUUAGAUAUAAAUUUUAUUCGCCCUUUGGUCCUUUUAAAAUAAUUCAAGUACUUGGGUUUAAGUAAAUUUGAAAAUAGCUUUGGGAAAUGUUUUUAAAAUGCCAGGAUUUUAGGGGUUAAAGAUCAUAUGGGGUAGUUUAGGAAGUUUGUGACUAUGAGAUGAAUUUGUGAGGUUUCUUGCCUACCUUUUUUCCCCCCCAGAGAAGGGUGGAACUAGAUUUUAAAGGCAUCUCUACUCUGCUUUUGCUGAGUAGUUUCACUGUCCCUUGAGAUACCAUUGGCUAUUUAUACCUGAGUCUAGUCUAAUUCACAUAUAUAUAUAUUUUAAAAGUUGAGAGAACAUACCUAUUGAUGUGGUUCAAUAAUUCAUUUGUCAGGGAAUAUUUGAUCUUAAUUCCUUUCUAAUAGGUAGUGAUUGGAUGUAUUUUCCUACUUCCUGUAUGUAAUCUCUUUAUGCCAUGCUAGUUCUAACCAGUCCCUUCUUUUGAAAGCUUUUCUUUCUCUGCUUUUUAAAGGAAUGAUGGUGAUCAGCAGGCAUUAUGCAGAUACCACGUGCCUGAGGUUAUGGAGGGGAAAUGUCACAUGACUGUAUGAAAUCAUUAUAUGCCCUAUUUUGUAUUUAUUGAUGUUUCUUUUUGUGGGCCAAAAAUAUGUUUGUAAUAUAUUUAGUUUUUUUAAAAUCAUGGUAAUUGAUUGGAAGAUUUAUUUUUAAUAGCUUUGCCUUUUUUGCAGAGUGCAAAAUUUCUAAAUUAUAACUUAUGUCAUAAAGCAAAAUUAUAUUUGGUAUCACCAUAAAUUUCUAUUCUGAAUGGUGAGAACAGAUAAUUUGAAUAUUUCUCACCUGUGAGUCUAUAUUAGUAAGCUUUUUUAUUUUAAUGUACUGUAAUGAAGUGGUCACGAGUAGUUACCUCGGCUCAAAAAUGUCAUUUAGUUUGUUAAACUAUUUUCACAACCAUCAUAAGCAUAACUAGAUAACUGUCCAUUCCCAGCAGUUCAGUUUAGUCUCCAUUGUGUAUUUAAAGGUUGUCGCAGAGCAGCACAUUGACUUCCUCAUCAGCCCUUUGACAAGGAAGGGAAAGUCGUGGGUAGUCGAUUUGAACUUUUUCUGUCUACUUGUCCCCUCAUGUUAGCUGCUUGAAAUUCUUCAGUUAUGAUACAAAGCUGAGUUUGCAGUAAGUUGCACAUUUUAUUGUUUGCAAUUUUCUGUUUUAUGUGCAUUUAAAAGCCCUUCUCUGCUUUCUAGUAAGGAGGCAUGAAAUUAUCAGGAAUGUUGCUAGUUACAGCUUCACACCAAAAACUUUGAGUAAAUACAUUUUCGUUUGGAUGCCCAUGAUGAAAGCUGAGGAAAGUGGUUGAGGAAUUAUCAACAACAAACUUUUCCUCUUAUUUUAUCUAGUUCAAAACAGAUAUCAAAGUUUGCAAUUUGCUUUGCUCUUGCUGUUUCUUAUGAGUCCCUUUUUGGAAGAGAGGAGAACAUCUAUAAGCCCAGAGAGAUCUGUGUUUUUCUUUUACUUAAUAGAGCCAUUCUCGUCUAUUAGUAGGAACUUUGCUAUUAAUAUGUAUAGAAAGGAAUGAAGUGGCUUUUACUCCAGAAAUAUGAAAAUUAGUAUCUUUUAAAAUAGCACUUAUGCUAUCACAAGGCAAUACUGGAAUGAAAAACAAAUCUUAUAUAAGGUCCUAAAUAGGUAGAAACUAGCUUUUAUUCUAGUGUUGAACCCAGGAGAAAUAGUGGCAAAGAAGUUUCACUCUGUUUCUGCAGUUCUUUGGGACUAUUUAUAAAGGCCAGUUAGAUUGUGUUACUGUGAUUUAAUUUACAAAGUUGCUGCAGUUAAUGGAUACAUUCUGUGCUCUGAGAAUCUGAAUUCCAUUCUAAUGUGUGAUAUUCACUGGCUAUGAUCAGUAGUAUCUGAAGAAAAGAUGGGCUUUUUCUCCUUUACUCUCUCUACAUAAUUAUUAAUAUUAUUUUAAUUAAAGUACUUAAGACAUUGUUUUUUCUUCUGUAAAAAUGGCUUAGCAAUUUGCACAUCUGGGUAGGUUAUGUAGCUAGUAAACAACUCAAUAGUAAGUAGCAAUUAUACUUAACCCACCAAGUGACAGACUAUGCAAUGGAAAAAUUUUCUAAUUAUCGUCACAUAGCUUAGACAGCAAAGGAUUAUUUUCUCUGGUGACCUACCAUGUGUGAUAUAACUGCUUUAUAAAUGACUUCCUGAGCAAUUUCAUGUUGGCAGGCAGUGUGGUGUGUCUAGUGCCCCUCUAUGAGAAGACUAUAAUUUAAUCAGAAACAAAUAGUAGGCAUGGGGAGCAAGUUGGAAAGUGAGGUUAUUAUUUUUUUUCCUUAAAAUUGGUGUUACUGUCUUUAGUGGCUUGAGGCUAAAGAAAGCUGAUACUUUAUCUUUGCCAAAUAAUUAUUUAUAAGAUUUAUUUUUAAAUAAGCCCAAUCUCUCACCUGCAGUUAAGAAUCAUCAUUUUCUGUGACUGACACUAAAGCUCUUCCUUAUCAGAGCUUGUUCUCAAUCUGUGAUCACAGUCCACAGUGGCAAAGACAACUCUUUGAUUAGGAAGGAAACCAUGUUUGGGAUGCACAGAGGUGCCCUGUCCAUACGGUUUUCUUCUUACAUGAAAGAAUUGACCUUUCUGUUGACCUAUACCAUUCUGUUUUUAUAAAGUGGGAUUAGAAUUUGAGCAUAUCUAGUAAAUGCCGUGUGGUCAGUCCGCUGAUGCUUGCCCGCCGUCUUUGCCGUGCCUUGGCAUCCUAGGGGUGCUGGUGAUGGUCAGUGGGCAUCAUCGGUCAGCAGUGCACGUGUAAGGCAAUCUCCUCUCCUCCAGGUUAGUUCAGAAGGUCGCUAUGGGUUGGUAUUGCAAAAAGAUGAGUAUAUGAACACUAAACUUAUUAAGAGGUUUGAAAUUCAUUAAAAAUUAGUUUUCAGUUUCUUCAUCUUUCUUUUCAGACUUCUUUAAAAAUACUGUUCUUAAUCUGGUAUAUAUAGAAAUCUAAUAUUAUGGUCUUCUAAAUGGUCAACAGAACUCUCCAGUUUAAUGAGGCAAUUUAGAGGAUUCCUUGAAAGAAAAUUUCAUCAUACUGAACAGUCCUCAUUUGUAUCUCUUUUGUUACCAGUAUUUACAUUGUUCCAAGGAUUUUUUUCCUGACAAAAAAUAUAUUUCUCGGGAGUGGAGAGUUUUUUAUAUAUAUAUAUGAAAGAACAUAGAUGUUUCCCCCCGCCCAAUACAUUAACUGAAUCUUCACUGGCAUUCUGUAGAAAAGUUAAAACAGUUUAAUAAUGUCUUAACAUCUUUAUACAUUUUCCUAUAUUCUGGAGGAAACCAGAAUCAUGUUUAGUAGAUUAAAGUAACAUUUUAAAUACUACCUUUCCAAUAAUUUGUAAUAAAAUACCAGUGAAGGACAUGUUUGGAUAUCUGUUAAGCAUUUUUCCCUGACUAAUGAAUUAGGAAAGAAAACAUAAAACAUAAAUGAAUAGUUAUGUCUCUUCUAAUAAACAGUGUCAUUAAUGCUGCAGUUGUGGGUCAAACUUAGGGAGCCUUAUUUCUAAAUAGCAAAAAUUCUGUUUUCACUUCAGCCCUUAUUUUUUUUUGUUAGUUUUUCUCUGCACUGUGAUACAGAGCUAAUAAGAGGAAAUGUGACGUUUCAGAGAGAGAGCAAGCAAAUUGGGUAUGACUUUUUUACCCUAUGUUCCCCAAUACUGGGGAUGUUUGGCUACUUUGAACAGCAGUUUUUAGUGAUCUAAAGUUUAGAUCAAUACUCGUAUAAGAGAAAAAUCUAACUCUCAGUGAGCUCCAUAGGGCAGCACAGCUUUCCAUCUUCUCUUUCGCCUUCUUGCGUCUGCCCACCACAGUCCCGAAGAAUGCACACGCACAUAUGAUCUGUACCCAUCCCGCCCGAAGAGUCAUAGAAUCCUCUUCUUUCACUUGUUUCUUUUUUCUUCGUUUGUUUGUUUUUGUUUGUUUGUUUUUUAAGCUGGGGACCACUGAAGUAAGCUCUGUAUGCACCCAAAGUUCCCCUUGGAAAAAUUUUCAACACGCAGUGCAGAAGGCUCCAGUGCAGCUAAAUGCCACACCAUUGGUUCUACCUGGGGGAAUAGACUGAUUUGCCCUAAAAUGACUCCAACCUGCAUCAUUAAGGUACAGUUGGCUCCAGUGGAUUAGUGCUGAAAUGAUGGGAAGUCUGACACUUGUUGACAUUGUCUUCAUCUGUUUGGAAGGGUUGAAUCUGUUCCUCUCAACAGUGAUAGUUCUUUUCACUGUAUAGUAUUGAGUAUGUCUCAGGGAUUCCUUGUGGAAAUUAGGGCAGUUUUUAAAAUAAGAAAAUAGUUUUAAAAGAAACUAAAGGUGACUCAUCAUUGAAGAGAGCGGAAGAAAGAGGAAACAUUUGGUUUUGUAGCCCACAGUGUCUUGCAUAGGACUUUUUCCUUUCUCCUCCAGGCUCUCAUCUCAGCUUCAGAAUACAGAAUCCUUUCCCAUCACGCACAGCUUUAAAACUUUUAUUUAAAAAUUUCCUUCCCCAAUGAGCUUUCAGAAUACUUAUUGUAGAUUUUAAGAGAAAAGGUAUAUUAAUUUAUGCUAUUAACAUCACCUCAUAAAUUAUAAGUUUUAUACUAAAGCUGUAUCGAGUGUAAUGAAUUAUGUUGCCUAUGUGUUUAAUAGCUAAAUAUAUAUGAGCUUUUUUUUUUUUUUUUUUUUUUGACAAAACAAACUAGUGAAGCACCUUUUUACACUGGAUCUCUGCCGUGUCAAGGUGUAUAGCUAUCCUUUGCUACCUUGCAGAUAUAUAAAAUAAAAGGAUAUCCUGGGGCCUCAAAAUGUAGAACACCUUUAGACCAUUUAUAACUGUUCCUAGAACUGUUGAGAAUCAUGUUCUUUAGUAAAUGAUCUGUGGUUUACACUUAAGAUGGCUAGAAGCUUAGUUACAGGGUACAUAGAAAUACAUAGAUCAAGUAAAACUCCAACUACUGUAGCUGGAAUUUGUAAACUAAGUUUGUAAGACCUCUUUUAUUUCCUAUGGAGUUAUUCUUUAAUUUACAGUUUAUUCUGUAAGUUGGGAAGUAAAAUAGAGAAAAUAAUAAAUCUAGAUGUUCUCAGUGUCUUAUUCAGGAACUUUUUAUCCCUCCUCACUAAGGAAUUCCCACUGUGACUUUAAAAUAGAACUAAAUUACUUGUGUGCAUGUAUAUGUCUGUAUUUUUUACACACAUGCAAAAAUAUACAUUGGGGGCACGUGUGUGAGAGAUAUGAAUGUGUGCUUAUAUAAAAAUAGAUAAAGGUAACCGAAUGUAUUGUAGAAACAUGAUUUAUUUAGUUGAGGGUAUUGGAGUUACUUUCUCAUUGUCUCUGUUGUAUAAAUACACCAAAUUAAUCAUUAUGUUAUCUUAUGUUAAAAGGCUAGCUCUGAUAUCAUGUGCAUUUUAUGUUAACCUUUGGAUUAACUUAUAUUAUGCUAUGUUCAUAAAAUGACAUGAGAAACAGGAGGUUCUAAGAUCAGCCUCUCACUUUCGAGCAUAAAAAUAAGAGAGGGAGACAGACAGCCCCAGACAUGAGCUGUGUUUAUCUAUUGUGGUGAUGGGACCACAGAUCUAUUGAAUCUUUUUUAUGUUAAUUAUAGAUUUCUUUAUAUUCGAGUAAGAAAAUAUUGUUGAUCAUCUUUUCUUGGUGAAGUUAAGAAAAAGUAUAGGCCUUUCAUAAACAAUUUUUGGAAGGGGCUGCUUUGUUUAAGGAGUUGGUGGGAUCAUUUCACCGUGCAUAUUUCAAAGCUGGGGUGAUUUCAUUUAUUUCCAAAAUUUUUCAAAAAACUUUUACUCAGUUCUGCUGUUAUUUAUUAACUUAAGAGUGCUCCCAUCCCCAUAUUUCAGCUAUAGGAAAAUUGUGCUACCCCUGAUUCAUAUGGAAUUAAAAAAAAAUACAUCCCUUUAUUUUGAGUUUUAAGUUGUUAUUUUGCUAUACAUUUAUUACUGGAGUAUCUGGUGGUCUGAAAUAGUCAAAAGUAGAGUUGGUAUUAAAUGUUCCAAUGACAUUUAUUUUUAAUACUUAAAAAAUCAUGUACUUUGAAAUAUGUCAAAGCAACUUCUGAUAAUAUACCUGAAUUUGUAGUUGUCUCUUGAGCAUCAUUUACUUCAUCUUAGAUAUAGUGAAGAUCUAGGAAAGCUCUAUAUGCUGUUCUUUUCUACAGUUGUAUUUUUGCAGCAUCUCCUGGUUUCAUUCACUCUUGUUUUGGGAUUUUUUUUUAGAUCUGCAUAUUUCUUGUACAUAUGCAUGCAAAUGAAAGAAGGGAGUUUGUACUGGUGCCAUUUCUCCCUUCAGUUGCUGGUUAAUGGGAUUUGCUAGAAAAAAUUCUCCCGGUUGAAGGGUGAAAACAGACCCUUAUGUGUAUAUCUGUACAGAGAUGUGUAUAUGGGAUGUGGUGGCACUUUGCUGAAUGUGAACUUGCCUUGUCAAUGGAAAGAUUGAAAAGUAUUAUGUUUAUUUAUACAUUUGUAUAAAUCUAUAUAUACACGUAUGUAUAUGUGUGUGUAUAGAUAAAGCUAUAUACAUAUAUUUCCCUUAAAAAUGUGUGUGUAUAAUAGGUAAACAGCCUUUGUUAAGCAAGAUUAAUGUCUAUGGAAAGUUCUGGAUUAUUCUGUAAGCCAGAGGAGGUGACAGUCUAGAGUACAUCAUCAGAACAUACUAAAAUGGAAGUCCUUUGGAUUAUAGUUUUGUUUAUGGAUAUUACACAAUGAAUGCUUGUCUGAACAGUUCUUACUUGCCAGUUCCACUAUUCUUCAUCUUCACCACCUUCUACUGGUCAGUCUUUCAUCACUUAAAAAAAAAAAAAAAAUCACACAUCAUUGUGGUUUUUUUCCCCCUUAAUUCUGUCUCUUCUAGCCAGAAGCAUCUGGCUUAAGCAUAUUUCAUCAACUUCUCUGUUAUUUCUUUUAAAGAUCUUUAUCUCUGAAAUUUUCCCAGAAGAUACAAGUUUUGGUAAUAUUAUCAAUAGGAAUUUUGAGACUUGGGCAUUCAUCUUUGUCUCAAAAACAAACAGAAAGCCAACCUUCAAAUAAAACAAAUUUGAAAGUUUUAGCUCAAUAAUUUGGGGACAUUUUACUUAAAUUACAAAAGAACAUAAUUAUGAUUUUAUGAUCGAUAUUAGUGUUAGGUUUAUUUCCACACUUACUGUCAUUAAUUUGUCAUUUACAUAUUUUUAUUUGCUUUGUAGUUUAAUCAUAACUUCACCAUUUACAUUUUAAUGGAAAGCAUACAAGGUCACAUGUUAGCCUCUUGAAUUCUGUAACUAACUCAUUUUUCUCAUGAUGAAACUGCUUUGAUGAAUUCCUGUGUGAUGAAUUCUGCUAUAUUUCCUUUUGACUUUUCUCAGUUUGUGACAUUCUGUAUUAACUUUGCUGCAGCUCUCUAGAAAACUUGCAUCCCUAUAUAUUGUGCCUUUAAAGCUCUUAUGCACACACAGACAAAAGUGUAUAUAUACAUGUCAGAGCAUGUGUACAUAUGCUUUCGUAUGUACUCACACAGUAUGUCUCUAGUAUAUAUUGUGGGAGUAGAUAUAUAGAUAUUCAAAGGCAAUGAAAUAUUGCUCUCCAGAUAUAUAUGUAUAUAAAUAGUGUUGAUAUAACUGUAUAUACACAUGUAUAUGUAUGAGUUUUAAAUGGCAAUCUUUUACAUUUAGCAAAAUGCUGCCCCUACUGGAAUAUUGUCACUGCAGUGGCAGUUGUAUGUAAUGAUUUAAAAUACAUUAUCAAAAGUUAUUUAAAGAACAUUUAAAGUCUCAUCUAAAGACAUCCACACACUAUUUAUUUAUCUUCCUUUUCCUUUUAUUGUUGUGUUUUUCUUAACUGAAAGGGAGACUGUCAUUUUAAAAAUGCCAUCUGUCCCAUGAGAGUAAGAAAGAGCUGGAGAUUCACUUGAGGAGCUUUGUGCAUUUUUCCUCUCUCUGAAGUGGAGAUGUUCCACAGACCAGACUGUUUAUUUCACUUAUAAAGCAAUCCUAAUAUUUCCGUUAGUGUAUGUCAGCCACCAUCUCCUAGAUCAACUUAAUUCACCAAUUUGCCUCCUCCUUUCAUUAAUAAAUAAUGAUUAUUGAGAUCAUUUUGCCUGGGGGAAGUUAACUACUCCCAUGCUGCAGGGAAAUAUAUCACCUAAUUGUUAUUUUGCCUUGUUCAAAAUUCAAAUUUGAAAGAAGGCAGCUCUCUCAUGAAGCUGUCUUAAGCACAUUUUAGUUAAGGGCCCUCCCAAACUCUUUUUUCUUUCUUUCUUUCUUUCUUUUUUUUUUUUUUUUGCGAGUUCCAAGUUGCAUGUGCUUGAAAUAGAUUUAAUUCUUAUUCCCCACAGUUUAGGUAUUUUUCAUUAGUACAUCAAUUUGACACACUGAAUGCAAGACUAUUAAGGAAGAACGAUUAAAUAUUAUUUUAUUUUGUGAAGAGUUGGCAGCAGAUUACAUCUCAAGAACUUGCAGAGAGAGGAAGGUAGAUGGACAAUCCUAAAUUGUAAGAUGUUACAAAAAACAGUGAAGUAAGAGUACUCCUGAAGACUAAAAUAGAGAGGCUGGGGUUUGAGCCAUUUUACUGAGUAGCUUAGCUGGAACCUGAUAUCAGAAGUAGCCUUUAACAAAAAGCCUCUUGGCAAUUGUAUGGUACUAACAACUAGAGUACUGAAGUGUAAGUUGAAACCAAGUUGCAGUGGGAAAUCAAAGGUGAGGUAGCUUAUUUGAAACCAGCAAAUGAGACAGGUUGGACAGUUUUAAAAUCUCUUCUAACAAAGAAACUGCACGGUAGCAAGGACUAGCGGUUCUCAAAGCCCUUCUUUUUCAGUGUUCUCAUUCACCUUGGCACCCAAGUAUGUUUAACAGGCCAUGCAUUAAAAAUAAAUACAAAAAUAUAAAAGCCGCUUAAAGGGAACUUACAAACUGACAAUCUCUCCUCUGUAUUUGUGUUCAUAGUGGCUGGGAGUUUAAUUAUAUGCACAAAAGUUAGGAGCCACUUGUUUCUGCACAGACUGUAGGAGCAAGAUGAGGAGAUGGGCAGGUUUUGGUAAGAGCCCCCAGUUCUGGUGGACAGGCAUACUUGUGGCAUUGGGUGCGGCAUUGCUGGGAGGACCACGUCUUGGGAGGCGAUUGACUUUUGGUUUGUAAUUUCCCUUUAAACAAGAAGAGAUGGCUCACAUUUUCCAUAUAUAUCUCAAUGAAUGUACUGUAUUACUGUUUUAAAAAUUUGAUGAAAUAAUAAUGAAUUGGUCUCCUUUUGUUAUCUGGUCCUUGUUUAAUUUGUUUAAGGGUUUUUGUAUACAAAAGUUUACAUUUUUAUGUAUAUUUUUCUUGUGUAAAAACUGAUGUAAUAUGUGUAUGAAACACUGUAUGUAUUAUCUGUAUAUAGUGUGACAAAAUCAUUUUUCUUUCUUUCUUUUGGAUGUAUUAAUAAAUCUUGCUGUGAAGUA